Messenger RNA from Schizophyllum commune H4-8, 774 nucleotides. RefSeq lists its product as uncharacterized. The transcript has a single exon. The record is from RefSeq and is a predicted model, not a curated record. NCBI's taxonomy places the organism in Eukaryota, Fungi, Basidiomycota, Agaricomycetes, Agaricales, Schizophyllaceae. Bases 166 to 675 code for a protein of 169 amino acids.
UUCACACGCUUCAGCCGACUUUGGCUCACUGUCGUUAGUGUGCCUCCCAAACUAUACGAAGAGAGCAAGGAGGAGACGUCGCAACAGAGUCUUGCCGCCGCAGAUGCACUGGACCGUGCGGCAUAUACCGACGAGGCAGCCGGUCAGUUACUGGAACUCCUCGGUAUGGACGACACUCUGCGACAGCUGCCUUUCCACUAUUGCGACAUACCCUCGACAAGCAGACGGCGACCUAAAGUCGACUCGAGUUUGGCCGAUGCAUACGCCGAAGCGCGCGCCUCUGCUACAGCCCUCGACGAAAGAAUCAGGAACCUCAUUGUGAAGCAUUUCGGUGACCUACAUGACCCAGGCAAUAGCCUGCGCGAGCUGCCAUACUACUCGAUCUCUAUCGCGGAUGAUGACGAGUCUGCGGCUCGCCAGAGGAGUGCGGAUGUCAUCGACGCACACGAAAGAGACGGCUCUAGUGAUACUAGCGCUUUGGCAAUUGCUGGAGGGGACGUCGACGCAGCGUUACUUGAUCAGCCUCACCGGUUGCUUGAAUGGCGCUCACCGGUGGGUAUAGAGAGUCACGCACAAAUCAGCGAGGAGCCAGGGGAGACAGAUAGCAUCCAUUCGCAACUAAGAGGGGUAGAGGCCACUUCGGGAGGAACCACCGCCGAAGAAGUCGAAAAGUAGGGCAUUCAUACACAUCGUACGAAGGGUAGCGUCACUCUCUCGCGCAGUCACACAUAUCCUGACGAUUCUGACAUAGGAAGCAAUGGCGGGCGUGGAUUA